CGCGAUCGCUUCCCAAUCCGACAUCAGAACUUCCCCAAACGUUCUAGCAAGUCAUAGCAAUUCCCAGCAUGAACUCCUACUUUGUGAUCGCUUUGAGUGCUCUGUUUGUGGCUCUGGCUGUUGCCUCGCCCAUCGAACUGAACGAGGAUCAGAAGGCUUUGGCCAAGCAGCAUGGCGAGCAGUGCGCCGCCGAACUGAAGCUGACCGAGGAGGAGAAGGCCAAGGUCAAGGCCAAGGACUUCAAGAACCCCACCGAGAACAUCAAGUGCUUCGCCAACUGCUUCUUCGAGAAGGUGGGAACCCUGAAGGACGGCGAGCUGCAGGAGUCCGUGGUCCUGGAGAAGCUGGGCGCCUUCAUCGGCGAGGAGAAGACCAAGGAGGCCCUGGAGAAGUGCAGGUCCAUCAAGGGCGAAAACAAAUGCGAGACCGCCGUCAAGUUGCACGAGUGCUUCGAGACCUUCAAGCCCGCCCCCGAGGUUAAGGCUUAAGGAUGUGGGUCUAGAAGUUUGGCAAAUUGUGAUUCCCUUAAAAAACAGUGAAAAGAGUUUAUAACAUUUGUAAGCGACUUCCGAAUAAAUGUUUUGUCAAAUGAAAA
Drosophila biarmipes is the source of this 595-nucleotide messenger RNA. RefSeq names its product general odorant-binding protein 56a (gene Obp56a). Gene Ontology annotation, biological process: sensory perception of smell. Lineage: Eukaryota; Metazoa; Arthropoda; Insecta; Diptera; Drosophilidae. The record is from RefSeq and is a predicted model, not a curated record. Gene Ontology annotation, molecular function: odorant binding. The transcript has 2 exons. Bases 69 to 488 code for a protein of 139 amino acids.